CCAACUUCCAAACGGUGCCCAGCUCGGCUCCCACCAGGCCACCACCGUCGCUCUCGGCGGCGGAGAGGAGAGAGGCGGAGAGAAAACAAGAGGAAGGAGAUGGCCGCCUAUUUCACGCUCAACACCGGGGCCCGCAUCCCCUCGGUGGGGCUCGGCACCUACAAGGCCGGCCCCGGCGUCGUCGGCGACGCGAUCGCCGCCGCCGUCAAGGCCGGGUACCGGCACAUCGACUGCGCGUCCCUGUACAACAACGAGAAGGAGAUUGGUGUUGCUCUGAAGAAAGUCUUCGCUGAUGGCGUCGUCAAGCGAGAAGACCUGUUCGUCACCUCCAAGAUAUGGUGCAGCGAUCUCGCACCCGAAGACGUUUCGCUGGCAAUCGACAGCACUCUGAAUGAUUUGCAGCUGGAUUAUCUUGAUCUGUACCUGAUUCACUGGCCCUUUCAGAUCAAGAAAGGCAGUGAAAUCAGCCGUGAGAACUUCAUCCAGUUCGACAUGCCCAAGACCUGGCAAGCAAUGGAGAAGCUGUACGAUUUUGGCAAAGCUCGCGCGGUCGGCGUGAGCAAUUUUACGACGAAGAAGUUGGCCGAUUUGCUUGCUUUAGCCCGUGUUCCUCCCGCCGUUAAUCAGGUGGAGUGCCACCCCGGCUGGCAACAAGCGAAACUCAGAUCGUUCUGCCACUCCACUGGAGUUCAUUUCUCUGCGUAUGCGCCGCUGGGCAGGAUGAAAGUCGUUGCAAAUAACCCGGUGGUGACAUCAAUAGCCGAGAGCUUGGGGAAGACUCCGGCGCAAGUUGCUCUACGGUGGGGGAUCCAACAGGGUCAGAGCGUGCUUCCUAAAAGUGCCAAUGAGUCAAGGUUGAAGGAGAACAUCGACCUGUUUGGUUGGUCUAUUCCUGAGGAACUGUGUGCCAAGUUUUCUGAAAUUGAACAGGUUAAGCAAAUCAGAAACGAUUCCUUCGUGCACCCUCAGGGUAUGUACAAAACAAUUGAGGAGCUCUGGGACGGUGAGAUAUGAAUGAAAAUCAUCGCCGGUAUGAAAUCGAAUCCGUGACCAGUGUAAUACUGAAGCUCGACAUUUCCAAAGCUUUCGACUCUGUGCGUUGGGACUACUUGCUAGACCUACUGCAACGCCGAGGAUUUCCGCCAAGAUGGAGAAGCUAGGUCACAACUUUACUAAGCACCGUCACAUCCAAGGUCCUCCUGAAUGGCACGUCGGGAGAGGACAUCUAGCAUGGCAGAGGCCUCCGAUAAGGGGACCUGCUAUCACCGUUUCUUUUCGUCCUAGCAAUCGACCCUCUGCAAAAAUUACUGCACCUUGCGACUAAAAAUAGGGCUAUGUUGAAACUAAGAGGUAAAAGUGCUCAGCUACGCCUAUCUUUAUA
This is a messenger RNA of Setaria italica (foxtail millet), 1381 nucleotides long. RefSeq names its product NADPH-dependent aldo-keto reductase, chloroplastic. NCBI's taxonomy places the organism in Eukaryota, Viridiplantae, Streptophyta, Magnoliopsida, Poales, Poaceae. The record is from RefSeq and is a predicted model, not a curated record. Gene Ontology annotation, molecular function: aldose reductase (NADPH) activity. Gene Ontology annotation, cellular component: cytosol. The transcript has 7 exons. The coding region runs from base 100 to 1014 and encodes 304 amino acids.